Messenger RNA from Kazachstania africana CBS 2517, 2004 nucleotides. RefSeq names its product Smy1p (gene SMY1). The record is from RefSeq and is a predicted model, not a curated record. The transcript has a single exon. Gene Ontology annotation, cellular component: kinesin complex; microtubule. Lineage: Eukaryota; Fungi; Ascomycota; Saccharomycetes; Saccharomycetales; Saccharomycetaceae. Bases 1 to 2004 code for a protein of 667 amino acids. Gene Ontology annotation, biological process: cytoskeleton-dependent intracellular transport; microtubule-based movement. Gene Ontology annotation, molecular function: ATP binding; microtubule binding; ATP hydrolysis activity.
AUGCAUUGGAACCAGUCGAUUUCAGAUUCUGUUCCUCCUGUUUUACUUCCUGUAAAUGAAUCUACUCCUUUAAAAGUACUUCUGAAAGUGAAACCAAGAGAUGCAGAGAUAAACUCAGGCGAUGAAAACUUAUUCAAUUCGUACCUCUUACAAGAUAAUCUGUUCUUCUAUAAAGAUGAAGACAAAUAUCAGUUUGAUUCUGUCCAUGAGAAGAGCACUGAACUCUAUAAUGGCAUCAAAGGGGACCUUAUAAAUAACAUUUUUGAAGGAUAUCACACAGGAGUAAUCACCUAUGGUUCGGCUGGGACUGGCAAAUCCUCCAUUUUUUAUGGUACCGAUUCAACGUAUGAAGGUGGUGUAGUACUCAUGUUUGUUCAGGACUUAUAUGACAAGAUUGAUUCCAUAGGAAAUGAUACUCAUUUUACAGUUAGCCUUUCCACCAUUGAAAUACAUUUGGAGAAAAUGUAUGAUUUGUUAGUCAAUGACCGUAGGCCUUUGAAAUUACACCAUGAAACUAAGCAAGAUGAUGAGUAUUAUUUUAAAGAUUUGCAUGUUGCGUUCGUAACGUCAAGGGAUGAAUUAAUCAAUUACAUAAUGGACGCUGAGUCUAAUAGAUUUUCUGGAUCAUGCCUUCAUACAAACUAUGUACAACGCUCCAAAUCUCAUCUCAUCACGAAGAUAAAUGUUGAGCAAAGAAAUUUGAAUGAAGAUGUUGUCAAAAGAGGUUCUAUAUCUUUCUUCGACUUGGCAGCAAUCGACUUUAUUGAUAAAGACUCUAUGGUAUCAUUGGGAUUAACCUCUGAUGAAGUCAAGAAAUUAAACUUGGAAUCAACUACUUUAAAAAAUUCGAUCAUUUCAAUGUCUGAACUAUCUGAAAAUCCUAAUGCAGUUAUACCGUACAAAAACUCAAAUUUAACUAAAUUAUUGAAUCAAUGUUUCAUGGGAAAUAUGAAGACAACUGUGAUAUUGACAUGUUCUAUGCUGAAAUCAAAUGAAGCAGAAACACUAGAAACAUUAAAAAUGGGAUUAAAGUUGGAGUCCAUAUCAAGUAAUGUUCACAUGAAUAAACAUGCAUUAAAUUCCAAAAAAAAGUUGGACCUAAUUGUGGAAGAUAUGAAGAGUAAAGAAGCUAAUUACAUGAACCGUAUACGACUUUUAGAAACUGAAUUAAAUGACUUAAGAGCAUCGUACGGUGAGGCUAUAUCUGAAACUUCAUCUUUUAAGGAAGAAAUGAAUAAAGAAAGAGCUAAAAACGUCAAAUUGAAGGAAGAACUAGAAGUCUUUAAGAAGUUAUUACAAAAGAAAGGCGAAGCACAGUCGACUCAUAGCAAAGAAAUGCCUCUCACUGAUGAUGAAGAAAUAAUGCAGCAAUUGAUCGAAAAGAGCGCAUCUGUUGCAGAAUUGAAAGCGACGUUAGACAUUGAAAAACAUAAAUCUUUCAAAUUGAAUGAAGUACUAAAAAAUUAUGUUGAGAAGCUUCAAACAUUGAAAAAGAUGAAUGAUAAUUUGGUCACUCGGAUAGAAAAACAGGAAGACUCCAUUCAGGACCUUCUAUCGUCGAACACUGUAAUGAAAAGUCAGAUUAAAAAUUGGAAUAAUACCGCCGAUUCACGAACCGAACGAAUUAAACUGCUGGAAUCAAAGUUGAGGGAGCAACAAUUAAAGGCAGAAUCCACAUCAAUCUUUUCAUCGCCUAGGAAACAGUCAAUCGGAUCCAGUUCAUCAAAUCCAAUUUUACACAGCGAUGAAACAUCAGAAGGAUAUGCUAAGCAUCAAACAGCAUCUUCUGGCUGGGGAUUUGGUGUCACUAAAUCGGCAUUUUGGGGUCACGGUAACAUUUCUGCGCAGAGAAAAGCUUCGACAAGCAGUAUGGCCACAAUCGAAUCACAGGAAUCACCUUCUCAUAGUGUUACCACUAAAUCUUUCAAGAAGGGUUUAGUUCUAAACUCAAUCAAAUCAGUUUCUGCUAAUCCAGGAAAUACUGAGGACAAUGAUAACAAGUAA